Molecule: messenger RNA, 1719 nt
Organism: Lagenorhynchus albirostris (white-beaked dolphin)
Lineage: Eukaryota; Metazoa; Chordata; Mammalia; Artiodactyla; Delphinidae
Gene: NUDT12
Product: nudix hydrolase 12
Exons: 8
Coding region: 223-1689 (488 amino acids)
Biological process (GO): NAD+ catabolic process; NADP+ catabolic process
Cellular component (GO): cytosol
Molecular function (GO): metal ion binding; protein binding; NADH pyrophosphatase activity
Source: RefSeq, a predicted model, not a curated record
CGGGAAGAGCGAGCGUGGGGGUUUCCUGGUUCCUCGAGUACAACCUGCGUUCUUCUAUUCUGGUCACCUGUGGGUUAGUAGCAGCAGCGGCGAGUUAGUCGGCCCAGUGCCGCUUCUGGAGCUGAUGGCUUUUCUGCUGAGAAAGCCAAGGGAGAAAGUGCAUUUUCCACUUCUUUUCACCUGAGACUACUGUAUGCAUAAGCAUUGCGCUGGGGGUAGCGAAUGGAACUAUAUUUUUGGAGGCCAGUUUUGCAGUCAACCUGCACUGAGUGGGCUGUGGAGAAGGAAGAAAUGUCUUCUGUAAAAAGAAGUCCAAACCAAGAAAUUACAUCCCAAUUUCACUGUUCAGCUGCAGAAGGAGAUAUUGCCAGGUUAACAGUAAUGCUCAGUCAUUCUCCAUCUCUUCUCAAUGAAACUUCUGAAAAUGGCUGGACUGCUUUAAUGUAUGCUGCAAGGAAUGGGCACCCAGAUGUUGUCCAGUUUCUGCUUGAGAAAGGGUGCGACAGAUCCAUUAUCAAUAAAUCAAGGCAGACUGCACUGGAUAUUGCUAAAUUUUGGGGUUAUAAGCAUAUAGCUAAUUUACUAGCUGAUGCUAAAGGUGGGAAGAAGCCUUGGUUCCUAACCAGUGAAAUGGAAGAAUGUGAAAAUUAUUUUAGCAAGACACUACUGGACCGGAAAAGUGAAAAAAGAAAUAAUUCUGACUGGCUGUUAGCAAAAGAAAGCCAUCCAGCCACAGUUUAUAUCCUUUUCUCAGAUUUAAAUCCCUUGGUUACUCUAGGUGGCAAUGAAGAAAGUUUCCAACAGCCGGAAGUCAGGCUUUGUCAGCUGAACUACACAGAUAUAAAGGAUUAUUUGGCUCAGCCUGAGAAGAUCACCUUGAUUUUCCUUGGAGUAGAACUUGAAAUGAAAAAAGAGUUAUUUAAUUAUGCUGGGGAAGUCUCACAAGAAAAAGGUGCAGAAAAAGAUGCGUUGGUUGCCUGGUUUGCUUUAGGUAUAGAUCCUGUUGCUGCUGAGGAAUUUAAGCAAAGACAUGAAAAUUGCUAUUUUCUUCAUCCUCCAAUGCCAGCUCUUCUGCAAUUGAAAGAAAAAGAAGCUGGGGUUGUAGCUCAAGCAAGAUCUGUCCUCGCCUGGCACAGUCGAUAUAAGUUCUGCCCAACCUGUGGAAGUGCAACUAAAAUUGAAGAAGGUGGCUAUAAAAGAGUAUGCUUAAAAGAAGACUGUCCUAGCCUCCAUGGUGUUCACAAUACAUCAUAUCCAAGAGUUGAUCCAGUAGUAAUCAUGCAAGUUAUUCAUCCAGAUGGGACCAAAUGUCUUUUAGGCAGGCAGAAAAGAUUUCCUCCAGGCAUGUUUACCUGCCUUGCUGGAUUUAUUGAACCUGGGGAGACAAUAGAAGAUGCUGUUCGGAGAGAAGUAGAAGAAGAAAGUGGAGUCAAAGUUGGCCGUGUUCAGUAUGUCUCUUGUCAACCAUGGCCUAUGCCCUCCUCCUUAAUGAUUGGUUGCUUAGCUGUGGCAGUGUCUACAGAAAUUAAAGUUGACAAGAAUGAAAUAGAGGAUGCCCGCUGGUUCACUAGAGAACAGGUUGUGGAUGUUCUGACCAAAGGGAAGCAGCAGGCAUUCUUUGUGCCACCAAGCCGAGCUAUUGCACAUCAACUAAUCAAACACUGGAUUGGAAUGAACCCCAAUCUCUAAAUCAAAUAACUAAACUUUGACUAUGUCUAA